GGCAUCCAUCCCCAUCACGAAGAUCGUUCGGAAUGUACGGAAACACUGUACAGUACGUAGCAGUGUGGUUGUGGAAGGGAAAAGGAGGAGGCAAAAUCAGUUCAAUUGAUGCUUCGCUUUGCAGCCCAAAAUCAUCUAUCGAUCAGAUAGAUGGUGUUUUGGGAUUGGCCUGCGGCCGCAAUCUCGGGUUCAAAAGGCUUGACUUCUCUACGAGUACAUCAACAAGUGACUGUGCGACGUCAUCAUAACGGAUGCGAAAAUCGGUUGUCAUGUCAUGUCAUGUCAUUCUAUCAGCACGGACACAUAUGCUAUGUGUGGGCUUUCGUAUGGGAAAACGUGGAUGCUGAGAUUCGCCGUGCAGGCUGCCAGUCAAGAGAAAUGAACAACCAUAGAAGGGAAGAAAAAUCAAAAGAAAAACAAAACAAACAAGACUCUUCCAUUAUCGUCGUCAUUAUUAAGGCCUUUAAAUCCAUCCGCUGCAUCAAAUCCAUCAAUCUGGCGUAUAUCCUUGCCGUAAACGGCCCCAAUUUUCGGUUCACUCGAACCACUCCUAACAACAGAAGGGAAAUUGAUCAGCAGAGGACCCAAGAAAUGAAAGACGAUGAUGGCACUUACAGCCCAGCAUGCAGUGGGAUGGUUCUCCUGUCCGCAGUGGACAUGACUGGUCUCCUAUAUAAUGCAAAUCCGUUUAGCGAUCUUGUACUGUCAGAAACACGAAGCGCAGGGUCUUCUGAACGUACGUUCUGGGCCAUACUCAGGCAGUUCUCGUCAACCUGGCAAUCGCCAUCGCUAUAGCACUGUUCACCGAUCAUUAGUAAAGAGAUACCCCAGAGAUUCGAAGGGAAUGAACAUACACUGCCGACUGAGCCACAACCGUGCCAAUGAUAUGUGGAAGCACUCUGCGCACUGACUUCUGUCCCGGGGAAAGGAGCCGCCAGAGUCGUGGCAGUCCCCAGGCUCAGGGCAGUAAGAAUAUAAAGAGAGAGUUGCAUGAUGCCUGAUUAAGGAAUGA
Molecule: messenger RNA, 1012 nt
Organism: Aspergillus japonicus CBS 114.51
Lineage: Eukaryota; Fungi; Ascomycota; Eurotiomycetes; Eurotiales; Aspergillaceae
Exons: 1
Coding region: 151-795 (214 amino acids)
Source: RefSeq, a predicted model, not a curated record